Molecule: messenger RNA, 1941 nt
Organism: Catharus ustulatus (Swainson's thrush)
Lineage: Eukaryota; Metazoa; Chordata; Aves; Passeriformes; Turdidae
Gene: FASLG
Product: Fas ligand
Exons: 4
Coding region: 71-946 (291 amino acids)
Biological process (GO): immune response; extrinsic apoptotic signaling pathway via death domain receptors; positive regulation of canonical NF-kappaB signal transduction
Cellular component (GO): membrane
Molecular function (GO): tumor necrosis factor receptor binding
Source: RefSeq, a predicted model, not a curated record
GGGGCUUUGCUGCUGAUGCUCGAGGCUUUCGGAGCGGCAGCAUCCCCGCCCGGUGCUCGCCGCCGCAGGGAUGCAGCCGCACCAGGGCAGAGCUGCCCCCGGGGUUCGGGCUGUGCCGGGCCCGGCGGGGUUCGGGCACACCAAGGAUGAUCCCAGCCGGCACGUCCGGCCCCUGCCGCUGCCCCCCGUGCAGCAGAACCUGAAUUAUUACCCCCAAAUCUUUUGGGUGGAUGGCUGCGCUGAUGCAGGGGCUCCCUGCCCCCCGGCUCCUCCCGUGGCUCCUUUCCCACCGCCGGUUCCCGACAGGAGGAGAAAGCCUCGGAGCCCCAGGGAAAGGAGGAGCGUGGGAUCCCUCGUGAUGUUCCUGCUGAUCCUGGUGGCUUUCACCGGAGUGGGGCUGAGCAUAUUUAAGAUUUUUCACCUGGAGAAGGAGGUGGAAGAACUCAGAGAGUCGGCCAGCGCUGAGCACACCCCUCCAGCCUCUCAGAAACUCACAGGGCAGAAGGAGGAGCCCCCGAAAAAGGAGGUGAGGAGGGCAGCACAUUUAACAGGCAACCCAGCCCAGCAGGACCUCCCUCUGGAGUGGGAGCCCAUCUCUGGCCAUGCCUACACCAGUGGCAUCCAGUACCAGGAGCGGGGGCUGCUGAUCAGCGAGCCGGGGCUGUACUUUGUGUACUCCAAGGUGCUGUUCCGUGGCACUGCCUGUGACAGCCAGCUCCUGUCCCACGUCGUGUACAAGAGGAACCCGGCCUCUCCUGGCAGCCUGGUGCUCAUGGAGGACAGAGCCACCCACUUCUGCACGGGGCAGAGGAUGUGGGCCAGGAACAGCUACCUGGGGGCUCUCUUCAAGCUCAGGAAGAUGGACAGCCUGCAUGUCAAUGUCUCCAAAAUCGCCCUGGUCAGCUUUGAGGAGUCCAAGACUUUCUUUGGCUUGUUUAAGCUUUGAAAUGGAGUUUAAGAGGCAGCCCCUUCACACACACACACACACACACACACAGAGGGAUGUGUGAGGGCUGAGUGCUGCCUGGGCACAGCGGCACCACAAAAACCAUCCAGGAGUUGUGUUUGGGCUUCAGCACGAGGGCAUCCAAGCACCUUCUGCACCAGCCUGAGCAGAAUUGCAGAAUUGCACAUAUUCUCCUCACAAAAUCCCCACCAAACCCAGAAUGUGGCGUGCUGAAGAGCUCCCUCCUGAGAAGAUACUGCUGCCCGUGAUGUCACAGCCCUGCUGGGGACAGCUGGGGGGUGUGGAGAGGUGUGUGGGUCAUGCCACACCACAGACAGUGCUGUGGGGAUGAGCAGUGGGAGUUGCUGCUCCCCCCAAGCCAUGGCUGCCCCUGCCCAGCACUGUGACUGCUGCAGCACAGGCCCUUCCCUCCAGCUGGCCUGGGAUCGGUGCUGUGCUCACUUUGCGUUAAGUUAUAGACCCUUCCCAUCCCAGAAGAUGCUCCCCAGCCACUUUAUUUAACUCAUCCCAAGUGCCUUGCAAGAAGCACACCAGCAGUGCCAUGAGGACUGUCUGCCCCAGCUGAUGCAAAACCAGCACAGUGUCCCAGAAGUGACAAUUUCUGACCAGCACUGGGGUUUGAGGUGAAAGCAGCAUCUCAAUCCCCCUGCUGCCCUUUAAGCACACGAGGGCUCUCCAUGGUCUGCCACCCCCAACAGAUGCAGGUGGUGACAUGCUGGCACCUGCCAAUCCAUGACUUCCAUGCCAUGAGAUGUUCUGUCCUCAGGAAAACACAGAUGGCAAAUAUAUAUUUUUCUAGUCAGUGGUGCUGUCCUCUCCUCAUUUGGUGCUUCUGCCAUGGCCAAAGCACUGCAAAGCCAGGGCUCAGCACCUCAGUCCUCCUCCAGGAGCAGAAAUCUGGGAGCCUCAUCCCUCUUUGCUGCUGGCUUGGCAGUGUGCAGGGCCCUUUCCAUGAGGCUUUGGAGCUCCAGCAG